Molecule: messenger RNA, 2097 nt
Organism: Amoebophrya sp. A120
Lineage: Eukaryota; Dinophyceae; Syndiniales; Amoebophryaceae
Source: the annotation of a GenBank genome assembly
CUUUCGAGUAUGACGAGAACUCGUCUGCGAAAAUAGGUCUAUCGUUUUGAUGGCGCGACGAGCAGUACGCGCUCGGCUCAUAAAGCCGGUCGAUGUCGUCUGUACUAUUUCGCAGUAAAACAAUAACGCAAAUGCAAAUGCAAAUCCGUGCCGUCACCAGCAGCCGAUAGAACGCAUUCACUUAUGUCUGAAUGCAUGGAAAACCGAAAGACAAUGCUCGUCCCAUUGUCCCGUUCGACGAGACGAGGCAGUAGAGGCCCGCUUGACGAACCCGUAAGGUCGUGAUAGGGAUCCAGCACCUGCAUCGCGUAGCGUCGAGGCCGCCGCCGAGCGCAAACAACUAAGUAUGGGCGCACGUAGUAAUUGGCGGAAAAGCAAAAGUCGUAGGCAAGGACCACGUCCUUUCGAGUCCGAGUCGUCCAAUCAUGCUGCGACUCGUUUGGGAGGCCUGCCCCUGCGCCUGCUAUUCGUUGGGUCGUGCUUCACCCAGUUUCCGUUUUGGAAAUACGCAAGCGCCACCAAUGGUCCGCGUACCGUCUCCGAAAGCGCUGACCCGCUGCAAAAGGCCCAUACACCUUCUUCCGAAUCUUUCGCAGCACAGGAUGAAGCGCCUCAAGUAGAAGUUGGCCGUUCUUCGUCUCCUAGUCGAUUCGUCCGGCGGGAGAGUAAAAUCCGUGAGAUGAUGAACAAGAAGCAGAACUACACCAGACCGAGCGCUAGUCAUGCUGCUGCAGCACCGGACGCACAAGCACGCGGUCAAAAGAUGCAGGACCGACCACUCGAAAAUAAAGACAUCGACAGUCUGCACAGAGUCGGCGAAAAAUUUGCGGACCGCUCGGACGAAAUAGCUGGUAAACAGUUCAACCUGUCGAGGAGGACAUCGUUCUUGGAUACCAGUGGCGAGGUGUUUUUGGGUGUAGACGAAAAAGAACAUGAUGCUGGAACGCGAGAAAGAAGCUGGAUGGCGGGCACGCAAGAGUCGGGGACUGCCUCGGAAUUAUCAGUGACAGCGUCAUGCGACCUCAGUGCUACGUUUGACGUAGUCGGCAGUAAUAAACUUAGCCAGCAAGCCGGCAUCGAAACCUCCACUUGCCCGAGUUGCGCAGCAGGGACGAGCUCCUCGCUAUCCUUGGAAGAACAGCGUCAGCUGCAGCACACGAAUAAGUCCUCGCUUUCCCUUCCAGCCGCCAAACCUGAUGCCUGUGAUGCACAAACGCGGUGGUGGAAGGUUCCGAUUUGGAGUGCGUGGCAGAAUUCCGGAAGUUGUGUGUCGAACUGCAAUUGCGGCUACCAACUCCAAUACCGUACCUGAACCCACAGCGUAAGCAGUUCCACGACAAAGUGUGACGCCGUGUGGUCGUCCGGGAGCGGCGCCGGAUCGGGCAUGCAGUGGAUCUACGGAAAGAAUUCGCCCCUGCGGGAAGAACGGAAGAAAAAAUGCGAUGCGAGCGACGUACCCGUACUCUGCACCUACAGGGAUUGGGGCCAGUGGUCUGCCUGCAGCUCGACCACCUGUGCGGAGGGAACAAGACAGAGAACGCGGACCGUGUCCCAGCACCACAACGACUGCGCCCCUGAAAGCAGUCGGUGCGUUGGCGAAGACGACCCGUUGCGGAAGGAAACGGAGACCUGCAUCGGGCAAACGGUGGAAUACUGCGGUACCACGAGCACGACUACCACGACCACGACCACCUCGACGACCACCUCGGCAACGGUAGCAAACACAACGACGGAAGGUAAUGAAACAGACGUAGGAGCGAUAAACGCCAGCUCGAGGACGGAAGGCGGCGAAGAGGGUAAUAAUGCUGCGGGCUCCGGGAGCAAUUUGAUGAUAGCCGGCGGAGUCGGAGGGGCAGUGGUCCUUGGUGUCAUCGCUUAUUCUCAAUUCGGGGACGCAGCACAGGGGUUUGCGUUUUGAAGCGAUUUGAUAGAGGUGAUGGCGCUGUUGAUCACGAUUCAUGGUCGCGAAAGACCUCCCGAACAGGUGAAAAUCGACGCAUUUUAGACAAAGACGAGAACUAUUUCUCUCAAUAACUUCAGAUAAUUCCAUUCCACAGUCGAACGCGAACUGAAACGAAAGAACCAACUUGAACUCAU